Camelina sativa (false flax) is the source of this 1428-nucleotide messenger RNA. NCBI's taxonomy places the organism in Eukaryota, Viridiplantae, Streptophyta, Magnoliopsida, Brassicales, Brassicaceae. The record is from RefSeq and is a predicted model, not a curated record.
AUGCGUCAUCCUGUGGAUUUUGUGACGUGGGAUCAAAUGAAUGAGAAGUACCCGUCAUUUGCUGCAGAAGAAAGGAAUAUUAGGCUUGGACUCUCCACAGAUGGGUUUAAUCCUUUCAACAUGAAGAAUGUUAACAAUAGUGCAUGGCAUGUUCUGCUAGUGAAUUACAACAUGCCACCUGACAAGUGUAUGAAAGAGGAGAACAUAAUGUUGACAUUGCUGAUACCUGGUCCCACUCAACCUGGAAACAAUAUAGAUGUGUAUUUCGAACCCAUGAUAGAGGAUCUCAACCAUCUGUGGGAGAAGGGAGAGUUAACGUAUGAUGCAUUCAGUCACACCACAUUCACGUUAAGGGCAAUGCUUCUCUGGACCAUACAGGAUUUUCCAGCAUAUGGAAAUCUAGCAGGCUGUAAAGUAAAAAGUAAAAUGGAUUGUCCUGUCUGCGGGAAACACACAGACAAUUUGUGGUUGAGUAAUUGCAGAAAGCACAUAUACAUGUCUCAUCGGAAGUCUCUGCCACCCAGUAAUAUUUAUGAGGAAAGAAAGCAUGGUUUGAUGAAUGAUUUUGGAAAUGUAAGAGUAACUGGAAGAAAGAGGAAGAUGAAAGAUUGUGUUGACUCUGCUUCUGAUACUAAUGAUGAAUCAGAAGAAGAAGAAGAAGAAGAAGAGGAAAUGCCGGUCAGACAUAAUUUAGACGUGAUGCACGUAGAUAGAAAUGUUGCGGCUAGUCUGGUUGCUACAUUUUUGCAUUGUGGGAAAUCAAAGGAUGGUGUUAAUGCUCGAAAAGAUCUGCAACUUCUUGCUCCUUGGUCUUUGUCCAAAACUGAGAAGAAAGUAUUCUGUAAGCGCCUAUUUGACUUCAGAGGUCCAGAUGGUUAUUGUUCAAAUAUUUCAAGAUGCAUUAAGAUGGAAGAUUAUACCAUCAAAGGACUUAAAUCACAUGAUUAUCAUGUGUUGAUGCAACAACUUCUUCCGGUUGCAAUUAGAGGUUUGUUACCUAAAGGUGUAAGGAUAGCUAUUGGACGCUUAUGUGCUUUCUUCAACCAACUGUGUCAGCGAGUGAUUGACAGAGAGACAAUUUCUGUAAUCGAGCAUGAAAUUGUGGAAACUAUCUGCAUGUUCGAGAGGUUCUUUCCACCAAAAUUCUUUGAUAUAAUGGUGCAUUUGACUGUACACUUAGGCAGGAAAGCUCGGUUAUGUGGACCAGUUCAUUUUCGCUGGAUGUACCCAUUUGAGAGUGAUUUUUUGAAAAAAACAACAAAUGCUGAUGAGGAACUCGAUAGAAAUGAUGAUUAUGAGAAUUGCUCUAUACUGGAGGGUCGUCCUAUAUCAGCAGGCACUUCAUGUACUCUCACUAACAAUGAGAGGAACAUAGCACAUCUUGCUGUGAUUCACAAUAUGGCCUUGCUUGAUCCUUAUGUAGAGUAA